Messenger RNA from Echinops telfairi (small Madagascar hedgehog), 2328 nucleotides. RefSeq names its product pyruvate dehyrogenase phosphatase catalytic subunit 2 (gene PDP2). Gene Ontology annotation, molecular function: protein serine/threonine phosphatase activity; cation binding. The record is from RefSeq and is a predicted model, not a curated record. Gene Ontology annotation, biological process: protein dephosphorylation. The transcript is spliced from 3 exons. Lineage: Eukaryota; Metazoa; Chordata; Mammalia; Afrosoricida; Tenrecidae. The coding region runs from base 189 to 1817 and encodes 542 amino acids.
GGUGGCGGCGGUGUAGACUGGUGAAAGUAGGGCGGGGGUCCCAGGCGGCUGAAAUCGGCCCAGACAGCCUGGAGUCUGACACUGCAGGGCAUCCUCGAAGCAGGCGCCCUCCUGGCUGACCAUUUCUCCCCAAGCUCAGCGGGAACACCCUCUUGCUGAAGGAGCAUCUUGACUGGCCUGCUUCCAGAAUGUGCACCACUGUGUCUUGCUGGGUCUUCAAUUCUGCGCGGAACAGCAUUGCCACCGUCCAAGGGAGCAGGCGUUUCUACUCCAGGUGGAUCUCAAGUAGGACUAAGUCAAAAUGCAGGCUCUUCUCCCAGGCGCUGUCCCCGCCGAGAAUCACGGCCCCACGCAGCAGCGGCUUCGGGCGGCAGAAAGCUUACAGGCACACGUCCACGGAGGAGGACGACUUCCACUUGCAGCUGAGCCCCGCGCAGGUGAAUGAAGUGCUGCGAGCCGGGGAGUCGGCCCUCAAGAUUCUAGACCUUGACCGUAGAGCCCCAAAUGCAGUGUUGCGGUUCGAGAGCAACCAGCUGGCCGCCAACUCCCCCGUGGAGGACCGGAGGGGGGUAGCUGCCUGCCUGCAGACUGGUGGGUUGAUGUUUGGUAUCUUCGAUGGGCAUGGCGGCCACGCGUGUGCCCAGGCAGUGAGCGAGAGGCUCUUCUACUAUGUGGCCGUGUCCCUCAUGUCCCACCAAACCCUGGAGCAGAUGGAGGCGGCGAUGGAGAGCAUGAAGCCCCUGCUGCCCAUCCUGCAGUGGCACAAGCACCCGGGGGCCAGCAUCUACAAGGAUGUCACGUCGGUGCACCUCGACCACCUCCGCGUCUACUGGCAGGAGCUGCUAGACCUGCACAUGGAAGCGGGGCUGGGCAUGGAGGAGGCGCUCACCUACUCCUUCCGGAGGCUGGACUCUGACAUCUCGCUGGAGAUCCAGGCCCCCCUGGAGGACGAGGUGACCAGGAACCUCUCGCUCCAGGUGGCUUUCUCGGGGGCAACAGCUUGCCUGGCCCACGUCGAGGGGGUUCACCUGCACGUGGCCAACACCGGUGACUGCCGGGCCAUCCUGGGCGUCCAGGAGGACAGCGGCAGGUGGUCCUGCGUGCCCCUCACCCAGGACCACAAUGCCUGGAACCAGGCUGAGCUGUCACGGCUCAAGAGGGAGCACCCGGAGUCGGAGGACCGGACGAUCAUCAUGGAUGACCGGCUGCUUGGCGUCCUCAUGCCCUGCAGGGCCUUUGGUGACGUCCAGCUCAAGUGGAGCAGAGAGCUGCAGCGCAGCGUCCUGGAGCGGGGCUUCGACACCGAGGCCCUCAACAUCUACCAGUUCACGCCUCCCAACUACUAUACCCCCCCCUACCUGACGGCUGAGCCCGAGGUCACGUACCACCGGCUGAGGCCCCAGGACAGGUUCCUGGUGCUGGCUUCCGACGGGCUGUGGGAUGUGCUGGACAAUGACGCCGUGGUCAGGCUGGUGGUGGAGCACCUGACCGAGGCCAGCCGCCACCAGCCCGACAUGGCCCAGCGACCCACCAAGCUGGGCCUCAUGCAGGACCUACUGCUGCAGAGGAAAGCUAAGGGGCUCCACGCCGCCGACCACAACGCGGCCACCCACCUGAUCCGGCACGCCAUUGGGAGCAAUGAGUAUGGGGAGCUUGAGCCGGAGCGCCUGGCCGCCAUGCUGACGCUGCCCGAGGACCUGGCACGCAUGUACAGGGACGACAUCACCAUCACUGUGGUGUAUUUCAACUCCAACUCGAUUGACGCCUAUCACAGGGGGCUCCAGGAGCCGCCCGCUCAACUGCCAAGGCCAUCGUAAAUGCUCCUCCAGCGACAUUUCUGAGCCCGGGCAGCUGACGUACGUAGCUUGAGGAACCACCGGUUCACGGGAGGGACAUACACCGAACUUAGGGUUCGAGACAAAAGCAGCGAUGACCUGGGCCAACCCUCUGUGCGGUGCAGGCAGAGAGGAGAGACAUGGGAAUGGCCGAGGAGUCACGAAGCCCAAGUCCUUUUAAAGAGACCUUUGGUCGUGAAACAGGGCCCCCUUCACCUCCCGGUGGAAAUCCAAUCACCCGUCUAAGAAGAACGCUGCCGGGCCUUCUGUGGUCUUGCCGAAAACCCUGCACACUCACCAUUCUGAUCUCACAGCCUUGGACGCCUGGCCGUGGAAAGCGGGGGCACCCUUGUUUGCUUUUUUCCGGCUGUGGCCUCAGUUUACAAGCCAUCGCACAGGGCUCUCUUCUAUGCCAUAGUCUAGCUCAGUGGUUCUCAACUUUCCUCAUGCCUCGACCCUUUCAUACAGUUCCUCAUGUGAUGGUGACCCCGAA